UUUUAUUUCCUUUUCCAAUUCCGCGUGCGGAGAGCUAGGCCAAGGUGAGUUAGCUCGGGUUCCCUUGGCAGACGUGAGGUAAAUUUGGCCAAAAAAUCAUCAUGGCUACCGACGAGUUGGCGUCCAAGUUGGCGAGAAGAGAAGCAUUAAACGAGGGCACUGAGGAGCCGAACACGGACAAGAAAACAUUGGUUUUCAAUCCGUUCACAGAGUUCAAGGAAUUCAGCCGUAAGGAAAUCAAACAGUACGAGACGAUGUUUAAAACUUAUGAUACCGACAAGAAUCACUUCAUAGAACUUCUGGAGUUGAAGUUCAUGAUGGAAAAGUUGGGAGCCCCGCAGACGCAUUGCGCCCUCAAGGACAUGAUCAAAGAAGUAGAUGAGGACCACGAUGGAAGAAUAUCAUUCCGGGAGUUUCUGCUGAUCUUCCGCAAGGCAGCAGCUGGAGAGUUGGAAACGGACAGUGGGCUGAGCGACUUGGCCAGACUAACCGAAAUCGAUGUGGACAAAGAGGGGGUAGGCGGAGCCAAGAACUUCUUUGAAGCAAAGAUCAACGAGCAGACGAAACUAAAGAAGUUUGAAGAAGAGAUCAAGCAGGAACAGGAAGAGAAGAAAAUCCAGGAGGAGGAGAAGAAAAAGAGGAGGGCGGAGUUUAAAGCCAAGCAGGAGGCGUUCAAAGUUGCGUAGACUUGCCGGCUGAAUGAGAACGGCCCUGAAAGUCAUUCACUGUGACCAGUAUGCCUCCAAGGCUUCGAAACCACACUUACCAUUGGUCUCAUCAAAAAGCAUUAAACUCUUCCAAUCCUUGAAUUUUCCUCAUUAAUGGUGCUUUGCCCAAGGAAGCAUCUAAAAGUGUUAACAUUCCCCGUCAAGGCAUCAGUGCAAGCAAACUCCAGUGAGCAGCUCAGAGGUAAACCACUAAAAGGGACGCUCGUUAUAGACGUUAAAAAAAAAGAUGUCUCGUUGUCGAAGGACUGCAGUCCUGUCGCCAACAUUAACAAAUUGGCCAAGCCACUUGUCUCACUGUGAUGGUGCUACAUGUAUCUAGCAUUUGAUAUGAUUAUGAGCAGCUGGGCACAUUGUUCAAGGUCCGUCAUGUAAUCCACCUGUCUACAGUUGUCGGUACACAGCCCAUAGCAAAUUCCGCUUGGGCAAACCGUUGUGUACAUGUAUUUCACAGCAUUAGCCAUGUUAGCACUUGCAAGUUCUCGAAGAUUUUCUUGCAUUAUUCCAACAGUAUCUUAUUAUCGACAGCAUUUCUUGAUUAAAAUGUAGACUGCAGUAUUCCGGGACUCUGAUUUGAUGGGCUCUCCAGAACAACCUGAUGCCAGUGAGUUUCAGUUGAAAUACUCUGACUAGUUAGAGUUGUUAUCCUUGGUGUGUAAUCACAGUGAAUAAUUGCACCUGUUAUUGUGUAAUCCAUGGUGAACAUUGGCUUUUUGUAAAUGGUAACCACACAAAUGGUUUAUUUUCUUUUGUAUUGUGUUAAUCAAGAAAGGUUUGUGUAAUUGUAGGACCCGGAUCAAGGUAGGUUUGAGUAAGUUUGCAGACAGACGUUUGUCACCGUUUCCCACUGGAGCAGACGAAUCUUUUUGAAAAAAAAACAAACUUGCUAGUAAGCCGUUCGGCGAGGCUGGAGUUGAGUCUUCACCAGUCCCUCGCAAGUCAUCGCGCAGCCUCCAUUGCGGGGCAUGUAAGAAUUGCUCCCUUGUCUUGCUAGGGCAGCGAGACCAGCCACUCAAACGUCCGAUGGGGGUUAGAUGUACACGAACCGUCUAUGUCUUGUUCCACCGAAGUGGGGAAUAAACGGAGCAGGUAGUUUUACUAAUCUUACAUGUGGCUAACAUUCCAUGCAGGGCUGGGUUUGAAAACAACACAAAAUCAGGCGCACUUUUUAUACCACUUGCAAUCCAGUUUCACAUCCAACGAUGUUCCACGUUUCCAAAUUUACAGUGUAUACUCACCGAAAGCAUUAUAUUAUCUCACCGAAACUGGAAUACGUACCUUGAUUUGUAUUUGCUGUGACACGGAACAGUGCACCUUGCUGUAUUGCCGAAGUAGCUUUCUGAUGUGUUAGUUUAUUGUAAAAGUCUUGCCAUUAGUUGGUCCAGGAAAAAGGGGAAAAUAAAAGUGGAGGGGACUCUCACCUGCGCGCCUUGCCUGUAGCCGCCCCUUGACAGAAGUAGGAUAAGAUUGGACUAAUACUUCAGUAACCUUGUAUAUUGCACUUGCAUUUUUAGUUACACCCUUUAAUGGACUUUGCGAGGCAUGAUUAGUUGGCAGAGUAAACAGUAAAUUUGUGGUGCAGGAGCCACCAUUUGACAGCCACAGGAAAAGGGUGACCUCAAAAGGUCAUGUUUGUGGUUACAGUGGACAGUGGCCAUUAAUGAGUGGCUGCAAGGGGUACAGGCCAGAUUGGACCAGUGGCCCAAUUGGACAUUGUCUACUUUGUGUAGAUCACACAGUAGACUCGGUCACUUCUUGAAUAUUCACCUCUUCCCUACUGUCUUGCCCAAAUCUCCCGAUACAGACAUACCUUGGGGUCAAUUUUCCGUUAUUUUAGAGUGCAUUAAAGCUGAGGGGAGUAUUAAAGGAAUUUCAAAUAAAAUGCCAACAAAGAUGUAAACCAUUAUGAAUUUCAUAACCAUUGUUACAUAAAAUAGAACUUGUGUACAUAUUUUUAAUAUCAAGUUACAUAUGCAUGCUUACUUGAACAAGUGGAUGUAUCCAAACACAUGGUAUGUUUCUCUGUUAUUUUUUAAAUUGCGUAUUUUUUAAAAUUUCUUUUUUAAUGUGGAAUGUGUAUGCCAUUUUGUAUUGUGUCGGUUCAGAGCUUCAUAGUUCUUUGAAAUGAAAAUUCAUUUUGUUACUUUUUAACUAUGCAUUUUCAUAUUUUAUGAUUUUAUUUUUAUGGUUUUUUUUCAUUUGUGUACAUGCUUUUGAAUUUAAUCCUGGAAUUUGCAAUUUUAUUUACAAUUUAUACAUGUGUACUGGGUUAUGUGUCAUUAAAAAAAUGGUUAUUUUAGACGA
Acanthaster planci (crown-of-thorns starfish) is the source of this 3029-nucleotide messenger RNA. Its product is annotated as EF-hand domain-containing protein D2-like. Gene Ontology annotation, molecular function: calcium ion binding. Lineage: Eukaryota; Metazoa; Echinodermata; Asteroidea; Valvatida; Acanthasteridae. The record is from RefSeq and is a predicted model, not a curated record.